AACCUCUUGACUGGCCUCACAGGAAACAGGACCAAUAGAAACAGAACCUCUUGACAUCAGACUCUACUGACGUCAGACCAGUCAUCUGACACGGCUCCCAAUUUAGACACAGUGACAAUAGGAAAUCACUGUACCAACAGUAAUACUGCUGUUCCAACAUGCUGUUCUGCUCCAACAUGCUGUUCUGCUCCAACAUGCUGUUCUGUUCCUACAUACUGUUCUGUUCGUACAUACUGUUCUGUUCCUACAUACUGUUCUGCUCCAAGAUACUGUUCUGUUCCUACAUACUGUUCUGCUCCAAGAUACUGUUAUGUUCCUACAUACUGUUCUGUUCCAACAUGCUGUUCCUACAUACUGUUCUGUUCCUAUAUGCUGUUCUGUUCCAAUAUGCUGUUCUGCUCCAACAUGCUGUUCUGUUCCUACAUGCUGUUCUGUUCCUACAUACUGUAAUGUUUCUACAUGCUGUUCUGCUCCAACAUGCUGUUCUGCUCCAACAUGCUGUUCUGCUCCAACAUGCUGUUCGUACAUGCUGUUCUGCUCCAACAUGCUGUUCUAUUCCAACAUGCUGUUCGUACAUGCUGUUCUGCUCCAACAUGCUAUUCUGCUCUAACAUGCUGUUCUAUUCCAACAUGCUGUUCUGCUCCAACAUGCUGUUCUGCUCCAACAUGCUGUUCUGCUCCAACAUGCUGUUCUGCUCCAACAUGCUGUUCUGCUCCAACAUGCUGUUCUAUUCCAACAUGCUGUUCUAUUCCAACAUACUGUUCUCCUCCAACAUGCUGUUCUGUUCCAACAUGCUGUUCUGUUCCAACAUGCUGUUCUGCUCCAACAUGCUGUUCUGCUCCAACAUGCUGUUCUGCUCCAACAUGCUGUUCUAUUCCAACAUGCUGUUCGUACAUACUGUUCUCCUCCAACAUGCUGUUCUGUUCCAACAUGCUGUUCUGUUCCUACAUACUAUUCUUGCUUCAACAUGCUGUUCCUGCAUACUGUUCCUACAUGCUGUUCUGUUCCUACAUGCUGUUCUGUUCCUACAUGCUGUUCUGUUCCUACAUGCUGUUCUGUUCCUACAUGCUGUUCUGCUCCUACAUGCUGUUCUGCUCCUACAUACUGUUCUGCUCCUACAUACUGUUCCUACAUGCUGUUCUGUUCCUACAUACUGUUCUGUUCCUACAUACUGUUCCUACAUACUGUUCUGUUCCUACAUACUGUUCUGUUCCUACAUACUGUUCCUACAUACUGUUCUGUUCCUACAUGCUGUUCUGUUCCUACAUACUGUUCUGCUCCUACAUACUGUUCCUACAUGCUGUUCUGUUCCUACAUACUGUUCCUACAUACUGUUCCUACAUACUGUUCUGUUCCUACAUGCUGUUCUGUUCCUACAUACUGUUCUGUUCCUACAUACUGUUCUGUUCCUACAUACUGUUCUGCUCCUACAUACUGUUCCUACAUACUGUUCUGUUCCUACAUGCUGUUCUGUUCCUACAUGCUGUUCUGUUCCUACAUGCUGUUCUGUUCCUACAUGCUGUUCUGCUCCUACAUGCUGUUCUGCUCCUACAUACUGUUCUGCUCCUACAUACUGUUCCUACAUACUGUUCUGUUCCUACAUGCUGUUCUGUUCCUACAUACUGUUCUGCUCCUACAUACUGUUCCUACAUACUGUUCUGUUCCUACAUACUGUUCUGCUCCUACAUACUGUUCCUACAUGCUGUUCUGUUCCUACAUACUGUUCCUACAUGCUGUUCCAACAUACUGUUCUGCUCCUACAUACUGUUCCUACAUACUGUACCUACAUGCUGUUCCAACAUGCUGUUCUGUUCCUACAUACUGUUCCUACAUACUGUUCUGCUCCUACAUACUGUUCCUACAUAGACUGUACUAUGGACCUCUUACAUUUAGAAUUUUAGCUUCCAGGCAACACUGUUUAAAGAUGUUCCAUGUUACCUUGUUAUUCCAUCAGAAGAAUAGUGUCUCUAUGUGAAGCUGUGAAUGUGUUGAAUUCUCCUUGUUCCCUUGUUAUUCCAUCAGAAGAAUAGUGUCUAUGUGAAGCUGUGAAUGUGUUGAAUUCUCCUGGCUUGUGGUGAGGACACAAGAGGUUCUAACGCUCUCUACCUGAACAUAAUAUCUGCCUCCUUGUUCGUCCUCACUGGUGUCUCAGCAUUGUGGAGUUGAGGCAGACCUGAACCCUGACCCUGCUAACUCUAACCUUACAGAGUGGAGCCAGGGUAGGAACCAUAGACCUGAACUCUGACAGACAGAACUAGGACCAGCUAACCAGGUGGUGGAGUGGCAGGUGAAUAUGGAACACGCUGAGGUAGAACAGAAUGGUAGUGAACAACAGACAGAUCCCACAACACUGGGUCAUUGCUACCAUAGUGACAGGCGGUAUAAGUAGUGCACUAUAUAGGGAAUAGAGGACCAGGGUUCAGCCCUGCCUCAACUCCACCAUGCUGAGACACCAGUGAGGACGAACAAGGUGGUUUCGCUCCGACAAGGUUUCGCACAGACAGACUCACUACAAUACAAUCACAACACUGUAUAUCUGGAUGUGGUGUGGCUGAUGACUGUUGGCUGCAUUGUGUUUUAGUUGGUUUGGAGCUUCUCUGUCUGUCUCAGUAGCUUGGUUCUGAUUCUCUCUGUAGCUUGGUUCUGAUUCUGUGUGUAGCUUGGUUCUGAUUCUGUGUGUAGCUUGGUUCUGAUUCUGUUUGUAGCUUGGUUCUGAUUCUGUGUGUCUCUGUAGCUUGGUUCUGAUUCUGUCUGUAGCUUGGUUCUGAUUCUUCAUGUUAUUGUGACCCUGUAGAGCUGCUCUAUACUCUUAACAGCCACAAAGACACAAAAGGGUUUUGAGUCCCAAAUGGCACCCUAUUCCCUCUAUAGUGUACUACUUUUGACCAGGGCCCAUAGGGAAGAAGGACACUAUGUAGGUAAUAUGGUGCACUUUGGGAUGUUCCCACAGUCUUCCCUGUUGCGGUCAAACUCCUCGUCUCCUUUACCAGACGAUUUCCUUAUAGAAAAUUAUACAUCUGUCAUCAGUUGAUGCUGUAUUGGCCGGUUUUCAGUUGACUAGUCUUUUCACUUUUAAGGACAGAAGUGAUAUUUGUUCUGCUGUAUUACUGAUGUGUGAUGUAAGGCCUGUUGAUGGUGCUGCAUUGACUGGACUGUACCAUCAUUACCAACCCCUCUAGUUCACAGCUCUUGAUAAAGAUCACCAAUAAUGACUGUAGAAAAUAAAUCCUUCAAUACUCUUUUAGUUUAGUAUUUGGUUCCAUAUUCCUAGCACGCAAUAACUACAUCAAGCUGUCACUCUACAACCUGUUUCAGAUUAUUUUUUCCCAAUAGUAAUGAAUUGGGAAAUAAUAUAAUGUGUCAUUUUGGAGUCACUUUUAUUGUAAAUAAGAAUAUAAUAUGUUUCUAAACACUUCUACAUUAAUGUAAUGAAUCGGGAAUAAUGAUGAGUGACAAAGUUACAGAGGGUCAAAGAUCAUAAU
Messenger RNA from Oncorhynchus mykiss (rainbow trout), 3482 nucleotides. Lineage: Eukaryota; Metazoa; Chordata; Actinopteri; Salmoniformes; Salmonidae. The record is from RefSeq and is a predicted model, not a curated record.